This is a messenger RNA of Brugia malayi, 1836 nucleotides long. RefSeq lists its product as uncharacterized. The record is from RefSeq and is a predicted model, not a curated record. Lineage: Eukaryota; Metazoa; Nematoda; Chromadorea; Rhabditida; Onchocercidae. The transcript is spliced from 12 exons. The coding region runs from base 1 to 1836 and encodes 611 amino acids.
AUGUUGCUGUUAUUUGCUAUUAUCUCAAUAUGCUGGAUAACAAAUCAUUUCGAAGCAACAGAAAUGACAACAAAGAUGGUAAAUCCGGGCGUGGAUUGUGACAUAACAUGGGACACUGGUUUGAUGGAAAGCCCAGAUGGAAAUUCCGAUUUAUUCAUGCUUUAUACACCCAUCGGGUUUGGAACACUGGGCGUGUGGAAACUGGAAUCUUGUUUACCUGGUUACAGUUUUCAAAUCAGUGAAAAAAGAUGUAUACCUGAACGGCUCACACUGCAAACAAAUGUAUUCCUCAACAAUAACUGCGCAAAUGAUGAAGAAUGUAUUGAUGGAACGGUCUGUGAUCCAAAUAAUAUGCGAUGUUCGUGUCCCGUUGGCAUGACAGCCAAUCUAAAUACUUUAUCUUGUAUUCCAACGUCGUCUUUAUUAAAAUCACUUCAACAAAAAGACUACAAUGUGUAUUCAUCAAGUAAAAGUGAACCAGUUAUGACUACUGGAAAGGACAUACUAUCAAAUGCUUUUCACGUACAAAUGCCACCAGGAAGCAGCUGUUCAAAUAAUGAAAUAUGUGGUGGUGGUUCAUUUUGCAGUCUUCCAAUGAAAUUAUGUCUUUGUCCUGAUGAUAUGGAAGAUUUUGAGAGUCAAUGUCGGAUACCUGGACGACCUGCUGCCUUAACUGUGGGACCCGGUGAACUAUGUAACAAAAAUCAGGUAUGUUCUCGUGGAUCAGUAUGUCAUCCAAUUAUUCCUGUGUGCAUCUGUCCGGAAAAUACCGUUCUUCAAGAAAACUCCUGCUUUCCAGUUGGAAUAAAUAAUCAAACCAAGAAUAUAUGGAGAAAAUCGGAAACCAUAAGUACCAAAAUGAUUCAUAAGUUCCCGGCAAUACCUAAAUUCGAUGGAGAAGGACAAGCUGCUGUUGGAUUUCCAUGUCGUGCCAAUAUCGACUGCAUCACAGGAGCAUUCUGCAAAGGCACUACCAAUCCAGCCACUUGCCAGUGUCUCUCAACCCAUGUCAACAUUAAUAAUUUCUGUGAAAAAGUGAUACAUCCUGGACAAAGUGGAUGUCAUCAUGAUAUCCAAUGCUCGGUGACUUACUCUGCUUCUAAAUGUUCUGCUGGUCAAUGUAUCUGUCCGAAUGGUUUUAUUGCUAUCGGACAAACUUGUAAACCAGGAGUUUGCAUGACUGAUGGGGACUGUAAAGGUGGUUCGAAGUGUCAGGAUGGCUGGUGCAUUUGUCCGGAAGCAUCGAUGAAAGUGGUUGAUGGAAACUGUAAAAAGAUCUAUAGCGAUUCACUCCUCACAACAAUGCAGAAUAAUUCCACAGCAAUAAACACGUUAAUAAGCGAUAAUAAAAUGAUGACCUCGCAAAUAAACUUGUCCGCUUCAAACAUUGCACCAUCUGCAAUAAAAAUACCUGAAACGAUCGAGAAGCUUUCGACUUUCGAACUUCUUAUCGACCCUUUAACCUUAUCGACAACGUCGCUACAGUACGUUGGAGAUAUGUUACCUGCUGCUGGCGUCAAUCAGUGGAAAAGGACAGGAACAACUACCUCAAUUACCAGUGGCACUACUUCUGCUAUAUCAAUACCGAAUCGUCCUCCAGGCCAACCACGAAUCACUGGACCACCAUUAAGCAGACCACGUCUUCAGACGAUCACAGUGCCAACCUACAAAAUUCGGCCUGGAAAUGGAAUAUGUCCUGUUCCAGACAGUGUUGUUCGUGAUGAGAGUACCAACUAUCUGAUAGUCUGUAAUGGUGAGAAACCGUUUUGCCCACCGAAUUCUUACUGUUACGUUACUGGAUAUGCUAAUCAGGAAUACAACUGUUGCCGGUCUUGA